AGUGAGUAGCCGCUGUGUUUGAGACUUUGUGUGUGACUCUCUCUCUUCCCAUCUGUCUCGCACUUUUCCGGCGAAAGUCGCCGGAGAACCACUGUCUCAUCGCCGGAGACGGUGAGAAGCUUGAGUUUUGCCGAAGAGCAGCAAUCAUAUCGUUCAAAUAUUGUUCCUUUUUCGUAAGGUGGUGAAGGAGAGUGUUCAGCCGACUGCGUGCAUGUUCAGACGGCGACGUUUCGUUGCGGUUAACAAUCGAAGGAGAGUUGGGAAGCGGCGACGUAUGAAGUUUAUUUGAUUGAUCGGGGUGAUAUGGGAAGAGUGGUUCUCGGUGUGGCGGUGAGUGUUGCGGUGACGGCAUGUGCCGUUGCGGCGGUUGUGGUGGGCCGGAGACUGAGGAGCAGGGGGAAGUGGAGUAAAGUGAAGGGAGUGUUGAGAGAACUAGACGAAGGAUGUGACACCUCGGAGGCGAGGCUGAAGCAGGUGGUGGAUGCGAUGGCAGUAGAGAUGCACGCUGGGUUGGCAUCCGAAGGUGGUUCCAAGCUCAAAAUGCUCCUCACUUACGUUGAUAAUCUUCCUAAUGGGACUGAGAGAGGAACAUAUUAUGCGCUAGAUCUUGGGGGAACAUAUUUUAGGGUUUUACGGGUUCAUUUAGGGGGUCAACGACGUCCUGUCUUGGAACAUGAAGUAGAAAGACAACCCAUCCCCCAACACCUGAUGACCAGCACAAGUGAGGACCUCUUUGAUUUCAUUGCUUCUUCAUUAAAGGAAUUCAUUGACAAAGAAGAAGAUGGUUCUGAGUUUUCAAUGGGCAGAAGAAGGGAACUUGGAUUUACAUUUUCUUAUCCGGUGAAACAAGUGUCUGUUUCCUCUGGCAUUUUAAUAAAAUGGACAAAAGGAUUUUCCAUUGUAGAUAUGGUAGGACGAGAUGUGGCUGAAUGUUUACAAGAAGCAUUAACACGAAAAGGCUUAGAUGUGAAGGUAGCUGCCCUGGUUAAUGAUACUGUUGGGACAUUAGCACUUGGACAUUAUCAUGAUGUAGACACUGUUGCUGCAAUUAUAAUUGGCACUGGUACAAAUGCCUGUUACGUAGAACGAGCAGAUGCUCUUAUCAAGUGUCAGGGUCUUCUUACAACAUCUGGUUGCAUGGUUGUCAAUAUGGAAUGGGGUAAUUUUUGGUCUUCCCACUUGCCAAGAACUUCUUAUGACAUUGAUUUAGAUGCGGAGAGCCCCAACCCGAAUGACCAGGGUUUUGAGAAAAUGAUAUCGGGAAUGUAUCUUGGUGACAUUGUAAGGAGGAUUAUCCUCAGGAUAUUACUAGAGUCAAAUAUGUUUGGACCAGUUUCUUCCAAGCUUUUAAUGCCUUUCAUUUUGAGGACUCCUAUGAUGGCUGCCAUGCAUGAGGAUGAUUCCCCUGAAUUGAGAGAAGUGGCAAGAAUUCUUAAAGACAUCCUUGAGAUUCCCAAUGCUCCUCUUAAGUUGCGGAAAGUCGUGGUGAAGGUUUGUGAUGUGGUAACCCGUAGAGCCGCUCGUUUGGCAGCUGCGGGUAUCAUUGGCAUCUUGAAGAAGAUCGGUAGGGAUGGAAGUGGUGGCGUCACUGGUUUCAGGAGCAGAAGUGAUUCAAGAAUCAAAAGAUCAGUCGUGGCAAUUGAAGGAGGUUUGUAUACUAGCUAUACACUAUUUAGAGAGUAUUUGCAUGAAGGUUUGAAUGAUAUAUUGGGGGAAGAUGUUGCAAAGCACGUAAUUCUUAAAGUCACUGAAGAUGGUUCAGGCAUUGGAGCAGCAUUGCUUGCUGCUUCAUAUUCAUCCUACAAUGUGGGAUAGGAGGGUACAGAUGCUAUAAGUAUAUAUAUAAUAUAUCAUGCAUAUAUAUAUUCAUAUAGCCCUGUAAAUCAGAAUUCGUUUCAUAUUAAUAUCUCUGUAUAAAGGGAGGUUCUGUCUAUUCUUUGUCCUAAUGUUGUCUUCAUUUAUAUGAUUCUUGCUUUGUUUUCAACAUUGGUGUUCUUUUUACUGGACAUUAUUUAAAGGGAAUCGAUCUCCUGUAUUAGUUGAGAUCGUUUGUAUGUAAGCGCAAGCAAUUAGGAGUGUUCAAUGACAUUUUAAGCUUGGAAAUUCAUUAAUAUAUAUUCCUUUCUGAAA
Messenger RNA from Neltuma alba, 2130 nucleotides. RefSeq names its product hexokinase-3-like. The record is from RefSeq and is a predicted model, not a curated record. The coding region runs from base 304 to 1815 and encodes 503 amino acids. Gene Ontology annotation, biological process: intracellular glucose homeostasis; glycolytic process. Gene Ontology annotation, cellular component: mitochondrion; cytosol. Gene Ontology annotation, molecular function: ATP binding; hexokinase activity; D-glucose binding. The transcript has 9 exons. Lineage: Eukaryota; Viridiplantae; Streptophyta; Magnoliopsida; Fabales; Fabaceae.